AUGGAACAUGAUAUGUUCUUCAAAUUAGUGCUCAUAGGAGAUUCAAACGUCGGAAAAACAAGCAUUAAUCAUCGAUUCUGCGAAGGCUCAUUCGAGGAAAUUUUUCCAUGGAAUCGUGAGUGAAAAUAGCGCAGCUUAUUCUGCAAUAAAUCUCUUCAUAAAAAGUUAUCGAUUUUUUGUAAUUUCAGAUCUAGAUUUCAAAGUCAAGGCAAUUGAGAUGAAAGGAAAAAAAAUCAAAUUAGGAAUUUGGUGAGAUUUUUUUCUGAAAUUAAAAAUGUUUACAGAAAAUGGAAUUUUUUAGAAUUUAUCACAUCAGAAGUCACAUUUUGAAAUUCGGAAAUCAACAUAAAAAUUACAUAUUUUGAGCUGAAAAUUUGCAAAACUCCGAUUUUUCAUCAGAAAUCCAGGUUUCAACAGAAAAAAGCACAAUGUUUGUUUUUGCAGGGAUACGAUUGGGUCCGAACGUUUCGUUUCAUUUUCAACAUCAUAUUGUCGACAUGCAAAGGGAAUAAUUUUGGUAUAUGAUGUUACAGACGAGGAAACUUUUGAUAAUAUUGAGGAAUGGUUAAGACGGAUUGGCAGCGUAAGAGUUUCUGAAGGAAAAAUGAAGGAAAAUUGACACGAUGGGUUUUUUUUAGCUAAAAAUUGAAUAUUCUGUGUCAAGAUUCAGCUCCUGGGCUCAGAAAUCCAUUUUUUCUAAAAUUUUCAGCAAGCAUCGAAAGAUGUGGUGAAAAUGUUGGUGGGAAACAAAUGUGAUUUGACUGCUCAAAGAGUUGUGAGCAAAGAAAGAGGCGAAAGACUUGCACGAGAUCACCAAAUGAUGUGAGUUUGUUUUCUAUUUUAUCCGAAAAUCAAAAAUUUGAACAUUUCAGAUUUCACGAAAUAUCGGCAAAAAACAAUGUUAACGUCGACACCGCAUUCAAUGAUUUGGUUGCUGCAAUCUUAGAAAAGGUAAGGAUUUUUGUAGGAAAAACACGCUACCAUUUUUAUUUUUUGGCCCCAUAUCCGAAAAAUAAAUUAUUUUCAGAUUCCCGAAUUAUCAGACGAGUGGGUCGUGGUAGAGGAAAACGUCCCACCGGAAAAAUAUUGUUAA
Caenorhabditis angaria is the source of this 1093-nucleotide messenger RNA. The record is from the annotation of a GenBank genome assembly. NCBI's taxonomy places the organism in Eukaryota, Metazoa, Nematoda, Chromadorea, Rhabditida, Rhabditidae.